This is a messenger RNA of Miscanthus lutarioriparius, 1377 nucleotides long. Lineage: Eukaryota; Viridiplantae; Streptophyta; Magnoliopsida; Poales; Poaceae. The record is from the annotation of a GenBank genome assembly.
AUGCCCUCCGUCCUCCACCACCUCCUCCUCCUCCCGCUGCUGCUCGCCGCCUCGGCCGCGGCGGCAGCCACCGCUGGCGCCGGUGGGGACCCGCCGGCGUACGAGGCGCUGUUCGACGCGUGGUGCGCGGAGCACGGGAAGGCCUACGCCACGCCCGAGGAGCGCGCGGCGCGGCUGGCCGUGUUCGCGGACAACGCGGCCUUCGUCGCGGCGCAUAACGCCCGCGCCAACGCCGCUGGCGGCGGCGCGCCCCCGUCCUACACGCUCGCUCUCAACGCCUUCGCGGACCUGACGCACGACGAGUUCCGCGCCGCGCGCCUCGGUCGCAUCGCGGCGGGGGCGGCGGCGCUCCGGAGCCCCGCCGCGCCCGUGUACCGGGGCCUCCACGGCGGUCUGGGCGCGGUUCCCGAUGCGCUGGACUGGAGGGAGAGCGGGGCCGUCACCAAGGUCAAGGACCAAGGGAGCUGCGGAGCUUGUUGGAGUUUUUCCGCUACAGGUGCUAUGGAAGGAAUAAACAAAAUCAAGACAGGCUCUCUGGUCAGUCUUUCUGAACAGGAACUAAUUGACUGUGACAGAUCUUAUAAUAGUGGCUGUGGUGGUGGCCUCAUGGAUUAUGCUUAUAAGUUUGUGGUUAAAAAUGGUGGAAUUGACACAGAGGAGGACUACCCCUAUCGUGAAGCAGAUGGUACAUGUAACAAGAACAAGCUGAAAAAGCGAGUUGUGACAAUUGAUGGUUACUCUGAUGUACCUUCCAACAAAGAAGAUUUGUUACUCCAGGUUGUUGCCCAGCAACCAGUUAGUGUAGGAAUAUGUGGCAGCGCUAGAGCAUUUCAGUUAUACUCCCAGGGUAUCUUUGAUGGCCCAUGUCCAACAUCUCUUGAUCAUGCUGUGUUGAUUGUGGGUUAUGGUUCUGAAGGUGGCAAGGAUUACUGGAUUGUGAAAAACUCUUGGGGUGAAAGUUGGGGAAUGAAGGGCUAUAUGCAUAUGCAUCGAAACACUGGUGAUUCCAAGGGUGUCUGUGGUAUAAACAUGAUGGCAUCAUUUCCUACCAAAUCAAGCCCCAAUCCUCCUCCUUCACCAGGCCCAGGUCCAACCAAAUGCAGUCUGCUUACAUACUGUCCUGAAGGAUCCACCUGUUGUUGCUCAUGGCGUGUCUUGGGCUUUUGCCUUUCCUGGAGCUGUUGUGAACUGGACAAUGCAGUUUGCUGCAAGGAUAACAAAUACUGCUGCCCUCAUGAUUAUCCUGUUUGCGAUACAGAUCACGGGCUGUGUCUCAAGGCCAGCGGCAACUCUUCUGCUAUAGAAGGAAUCAGGAGGAAACAGACUUUCUCUAAAGCUCCCUCUUGGACUGGCUGGAUGGAAUUGAUGGACCAAUGA